This is a messenger RNA of Amphibalanus amphitrite, 2512 nucleotides long. Its product is annotated as elongation of very long chain fatty acids protein 2-like. Bases 124 to 834 code for a protein of 236 amino acids. Gene Ontology annotation, cellular component: endoplasmic reticulum membrane. Gene Ontology annotation, biological process: fatty acid elongation, monounsaturated fatty acid; fatty acid elongation, polyunsaturated fatty acid; sphingolipid biosynthetic process. NCBI's taxonomy places the organism in Eukaryota, Metazoa, Arthropoda, Thecostraca, Balanomorpha, Balanidae. Gene Ontology annotation, molecular function: fatty acid elongase activity. The record is from RefSeq and is a predicted model, not a curated record. The transcript has 5 exons.
ACCCUUCCUAUCUCAACCUGGAUUAGUUGGUUUCUAAAGUCUAAACACUUCAUUGUUUUCUAAAUACUGCCUUGUCAUUUGAAGUCGAACCUGCCUAAGUUAUUGGAAAAGAUUUCACUGAAAAUGGCUGUCACCAACUAUAGUGUUGAAGCUUUUGCCAGAUAUACACUUGCCUCUGUUUCAUUCAAGUUCACUGUGGUAUACCUAUUAAUGGUGGCAUUAUCCAAGAAAUGGAAACAACAUGUGAAGCCAAUACAACUAAACAAUUUGAUGGUCGUCUACAACUACUCCAUGUCUGCUGCAAACGGUGCCUGCUGCCUCAUGUUUGCGCUGGCUCUGCUGCGCUGUGACCGUUUCUACAGCAAGGAGCGGGAACGGCGCAUCGAAGCUGCUGCUCUGCUCUACUGGCUGCUCAAGGUGGCAGAGCUACUGGACACGGCGUUCAUGAUGCUGCGUCACAAGACUGGCCAGAUCACGUUCCUGCACGUGUACCACCACGCCAGCAUGGUGCUGCUGACCGACUACUUCUACCACCUGGCGCCGUGGCCGGCCAUCUCGUUCCCGGUGAUGAUCAACGCCUUCGUACAUGUCUGCUUGUACGCCUAUUACGGGCUCACCUCUGCGUCUGUAUCCAUUCCUGUGGCCUGGAAGAAGCGGAUGACGCAGCUGCAGAUCGCCCAGUUCGGUAUUGGCCUGGCACACGCCGGUGUCGGCUACCUGCGACACGGCUUCUGCGCGUACAGCGUCUUCUAUGCGCUCACCAUGAUCGGCCUCUUCGGCAACUUCUACCUCAGGGCGUACGUUCUGCAGAGGAAACAACGCAAGGAACAAUGAUAGGCAUGUGAUGGGCUGGACAGACGGAUUUUAUAGAGACCUUUGAUACUGUUCAAAGGGACUGGGAAUGAGAAGGGAUCUGAAAAACUGAAACAUCGAGCUUGAUGACAAUACGACUGAACACAGCGUAUUUCUGGACCAUUUGCAGACGACGAGUCAUUAUUGAGUCAUCGACUUAUCGAGCAUUAGAGAUCUGUGUGUAACACAACUUCCAGUGAAACCUGAUGUUUACUUAGGGUUGCCUUUCAUUAACAUUCCAAUCAAUACUGAUGUGUGCAAUUAAGGCUUCUGUUCAAAUCAUUUUUAAUGAACAUACGUUUCGCAUAAUUACUAUCUACUUUCUGUCACUCAUUUACAUUUCGCAUAGGUGACUAGAGGGCCCUGCACCUCAACAACAUAGUUGAUAAGUCUCAUUUGAACCGUUUUGUUUUUCUUAUACAUAUGUACCUUGCCUUGCUUUCUGCUUUGCUUGUAUGGCUUUGCUAUUUUAUGCAUUGCAUUUUUACUUGAUUUUGGACCUGCUAGGCUAGGUAUAUAGGGCCUUGAUUGGUAUAGGCAAAUCAAUGUUAGCACGCAAAUGGACAUCUGGACAUCGAAUUACCGCCUAGGGUACGUUUCUUUUUAUGCAAUAUAUCCUACAUUCGAACAAGAAACUCAACGUGAACCUUAAAAGUUUCAACCACAAAUUCUAAACUUAGGGGCCAACUGACGCUCCGAACUAUGGAUUCGUUUGGUUGAAUGCUAUAAUUAUUGCUGAGUUCUCAUUCGAGUGUUUUUGGGACGAGAAUACUUAAAAACCAAAGAUUGUUUCGAAGUAGGUAGUUGUUAUUUUUAGUAGUGGUUCGUGUAUUUUUCUCGUUUGUUAUUGUCAAAUUUUAUUUGUGAACAUUGUGCGUUGGUUAUCUCUGAUUCCUGAUUCCACCACCACCAUCAGUCAAUAACGCUAUAACCGUGGGUGUCCAACUCACCCGUGUGGUCAUUCACGGAUGCACGAGCAAGGGGUUUGCCAUUUGUCGCGAUGUUUUACUCCUUUACACAUGGGAUAAUCACCAAGUGUCUUACCCGUCUUUACAGUUGGUAUAUUUGAAUAAUUGCCUCAGUGUCUGAUGGUCAGACAAUCAUGUGUUCAAAGUCACUCAGAAGUAGAUAGGAGGCACUAUGUAGAUCGUGUGUGUGUGUGGAAUUUGUGUAAUUUGUAGGUUCUUUGUGCUACAAUGCUCACUGAACAUGUCUGUGAUGUUAAUCGUCGGAUAUCACACCGUCCAAUGGUGCAUACGAAUUGUGUUCAUUUUGUUCCCGUUGCGGGUUUUUGUUUUGUGUGCGUUGAUUCUUGCCUCAUUUUUGUCGUAAACGUUUAAACUCAUUUUAACAGGGUAGGUCACUCUCGCUAUGUAUGUUUGCACAUCAGUUGCGUGUUAGGCAAGUCACGUACUUGGUUAUCUGCGUUACGCUACUUUAUGCUUUCUGCUAGCCCGCUUCACUGCCAUUUUAACCGCGGCUGCCGAGGUGCGGGUAACAAUGUUAUAACCAUGGGCCCAUUAACCAAUGACACGCGAGUAUAGUACAACCUUGGCCAGUCACUGUGUUCGUUAAGUGUAUGUACCAAAUGGCACAAUCACUGGUUCGGUGUCAAGCGCACGCGACGCUUGAAAUGUGUAGUAAUAUAUUUGAAAGAAGA